Camelina sativa (false flax) is the source of this 549-nucleotide messenger RNA. Lineage: Eukaryota; Viridiplantae; Streptophyta; Magnoliopsida; Brassicales; Brassicaceae. The record is from RefSeq and is a predicted model, not a curated record.
AGAUUCGCUGCGUUUUGUAUCCUCUUAGAGAUGUGUUUCGGUAUCGUCAUGGACGAAGCUUCCAUCGAUAAGAUGGAUGAGAUUAUGAAAACUGUGCUGAUGACCGUUGAUCCACGAAUCGACGAUUACCUUCCGAUCCUCGCUCCGUUCUUUUCCAAGGAGAGGAAACGAGCUCUUGAAGUCCGCCGUGAACAGGUCGAUUACGUCGUCGGAGUUAUCGACAGACGGCGGAGAGCGAUUCAGAAUCCAGGAUCUGAUAAAACGGCGUCGUCUUUCUCAUACUUGGAUACGCUCUUUGAUUUAAAAAUCGAAGGACGUGAAACGACGCCGUCUAACGAAGAGCUAGUGACGCUCUGUUCCGAGUUUCUCAACGGUGGUACGGAUACGACGGGGACAGCGAUCGAGUGGGGGAUAGCGCAGCUGAUUGCGAAUCCUGAGAUUCAAUCUCGGCUCUACGAUGAGAUUAAAUCAACGGUGGGAGAUGAUCGUAGCGUUGAUGAGAAAGAUGUGGAUAAAAUGGUCUAUUUACAAGCUUUUGUUAAGGAGCUU